AUGUCCGACGGGGAGUACGAGACUGCCGAUGCUGGAGCUUCUAACGGCAUCCCGAUCUUAUGCGGGGCGCUUAGAAAGAACGGGUAUGUUAUCAUGAAAGGAAGGCCGUGCAAAAUCGUCGAUGCCUCUUCCUCUAAGACUGGAAAACACGGAUCUGCAAAGGUCAACUUUGUUGGAAUCGACAUUUUUACCAACAAGAAGUAUGAAGAGUGCAGGCCAUCCAGCCACACCGUUUAUCAGCCUGUUAUCACAAGACAAGAAGCCCAGGUUCUUUCUGUCGAAAGUGACGGAUAUCUGCAGUUGCUACUAAACAACGGCACCACCCGUGAUGAUAUUCAUGCUGGCGAGACCCUCGCCGCUGUUACUGAAAAGCUGAAGAACUUGCAGGAAGGUGAAGUUGUUAUGGUACUGCUUUGUUUUUCUUUUCUAACCCUUGUCAGGUUAACAUCCUCUCGGCUAUGGACGAAGACAAGUGCACAGACUGCCGCGUCACCACUCCCUAA
Spirometra erinaceieuropaei is the source of this 503-nucleotide messenger RNA. The record is from the annotation of a GenBank genome assembly. Lineage: Eukaryota; Metazoa; Platyhelminthes; Cestoda; Diphyllobothriidea; Diphyllobothriidae.